Molecule: messenger RNA, 699 nt
Organism: Acanthosepion pharaonis
Lineage: Eukaryota; Metazoa; Mollusca; Cephalopoda; Sepiida; Sepiidae
Source: the annotation of a GenBank genome assembly
AUGAAAAAAAGUGGUCUGUUUUUAUUCAAACAUAUUUGCUCUGAAUCUAUCUAUCUAUCUAUCUAUCUAUCUAUCUAUCUAUCUAUCUACAUUGAACUCUCCGGAUAUCAUCCUCAUUGGAUCUACCCAGACGGAUUACCUAGUCAACCAAUACACAGAAUCGAACUAGACAUAAGUAUAAUCAAUAUCUAUCUAUCUAUCUAUCUAUCUAUCUAUCUAUCUAUCUAUCGCAGUCUGAUGAUUAUCUAUCUAUCUAUCUAUCUAUCUAUCUAUCUAUCGCAGUCUGUUGAUUAUCUAUCUAUCUAUCUAUCUAUCUAUCUAUCUAUCUAUCUAUUUCCGUUCUUUUAUCUAUCUAUCUAUCUAUCUAUCUAUCUAUCUAUCUAUCUAUCUAUCUCCGUUCUUUUAAUUAUCUAUCUAUCUAUCUAUCUAUCUAUCUAUCUAUCUAUCUAUCUAUCUAUCUAUCUAUCUAUUUCAGUCUGUUCAUAUCUAUCUAUCUAUUUCAGUCUGUUCAUAUCUAUCUAUCUAUCUAUCUAUCUAUCUAUCUAUCUAUCUAUCUAUCUAUCUAUCUAUCUAUUUCCAUUCUUAUUUGUCUGUCUGUGUGCGUGUCUGUUUCUAUCAAUAUUCAUAUCUCUUUCUAUUUAUCUAUCUCAUUCUAUUCAUAAUCAUCUGCUGAGGAAAAGCAUAUCUUCCAUUUACUAG